CAAUUUCACACAUUUUCUUUCUCUUCUCUGCAGAGAUAUUUAUAUAUAUAUAUAUAGACACACACAGAAACACACACACUAAAGCAUAUUUCUUUGUCCAUAUUCUAUUCCAUUUCAUUUUAUUGGAAGGAAGAAAAGAGGAGAAGAGAAGAGGGUGGUUCGUAAUGGGGCUCGACUCCUCAUAUGGUGGGAAUCCUCGAUCGGUCCCCAGAGAAGACACUCCUCUCCUCGGAGGAGUCGGAGUUGGCGGCAACUCCAAGCCCCUCUCCUCUCAACCCAAGAGCUUCGCCAAUGUAUUCAUCGCCAUUGUUGGUGCCGGCGUUCUCGGCCUGCCCUACACCUUCUUGAGGACCGGUUGGGUCACCACCUUCCUAAUGAUCUUUGGCGUCGCUGGUCUCACCAACUAUUGCAUGAUGCUCCUAGUCUACACCCGAAGAAAACUUGAGCCCAACAAUGAUAAAGAUUUCAACACCAAGAUCAACUCUUUCGGCGAUCUGGGUUUCGCCGUUUGUGGCUCCGUCGGCCGGUUCGCCGUCGACACCAUGAUCGUCCUCUCUCAUGCUGGCUUCUGCAUUGGGUAUAUCAUAUUCAUAAGUAACACCCUGGUCAAUCUCUUCAAUUCAUCAGCGAUGCUCCACAAUAAAUAUUUCAAAUGGACCACCCCCAAGAUUUGGGGGAUUUCGGCCAAGAGCAUUUACAUUUGGGGUGGUGUACCAUUCCAGUUGGGUCUAAAUUCCAUCCAUUCAUUGACCCUUUUGGCCCCUUUGAGUAUAUUUGCAGACAUUGUUGAUCUCGGAGCAAUGGGUGUGGUCAUGGUUGAGGAUGUUGUGGUUUUUUUGAAAGAUAGGCCUGCUGUUGAGCCUUUUGGGGGUUGGUCUAUGUUUUUCUAUGCUUUGGGUGUCACUGUUUAUUCAUUUGAAGGGGUUGGAAUGGCGUUGCCAUUAGAGUCAGAGAUGAAAGAUAGGAAAAAAUUUGGGAAAGUCUUGUGCUUGACCAUGUUUUUCAUUGCUUCCAUGUAUGGGAUAUUUGGGCUUCUGGGUUAUUUUGCUUUUGGUGAAAACACAAAAGAUAUAAUCACAGCAAAUAUGGGCAGAGGUCUGAUGAGCAGUUUGGUCCAAUUGGGUCUUUGUGUGAAUUUAUUCUUUACUUUCCCAUUGAUGAUGAACCCUGUGUAUGAGGUGGUUGGAAGAAGGUUCUGUGGUGGAAGAUGUUCGUUGUGGGUGAGAUGGCUACUGGUUAUUGUAGUCAAUUUGGUGGCUCUGCUUGUACCAAAUUUUACCGACUUCCUGUCAUUGGUGGGGAGCAGCAUUUGUUGUGUGUUGGGCUUUGUUCUGCCUUCUUUGUUCCAUUAUCUAACUUUCAAGGAUGAGAUGGGUUGGAAAGGAGUGUAUAGGGAUGUGGGCAUAAUGAUUUUAGGUAUUGCUCUUGCGGUUACGGGGACAUGGUCUUCUCUGGCGGAGAUUUUCUCCGUGAAGGUAUGAUGUUUUGAUCUAGCUUCAAAUGUAAAUUUUUAGUUUGCAGUAUGAAACAUUCUCCGUUUACAUCAUUAUUGUUUUUUGAAAACCCAAGUUAAUAAAGUGUUUUCAUCUUUUA
Messenger RNA from Cornus florida, 1593 nucleotides. Its product is annotated as amino acid transporter AVT3B-like. The record is from RefSeq and is a predicted model, not a curated record. NCBI's taxonomy places the organism in Eukaryota, Viridiplantae, Streptophyta, Magnoliopsida, Cornales, Cornaceae. Gene Ontology annotation, cellular component: vacuolar membrane. Gene Ontology annotation, molecular function: amino acid transmembrane transporter activity. Gene Ontology annotation, biological process: amino acid transmembrane transport. Bases 165 to 1481 code for a protein of 438 amino acids. The transcript has a single exon.